Messenger RNA from Jaculus jaculus (lesser Egyptian jerboa), 1307 nucleotides. RefSeq names its product growth factor independent 1 transcriptional repressor (gene Gfi1). Gene Ontology annotation, molecular function: DNA-binding transcription factor activity, RNA polymerase II-specific; RNA polymerase II cis-regulatory region sequence-specific DNA binding. The transcript is spliced from 6 exons. The record is from RefSeq and is a predicted model, not a curated record. Lineage: Eukaryota; Metazoa; Chordata; Mammalia; Rodentia; Dipodidae. Gene Ontology annotation, biological process: regulation of transcription by RNA polymerase II. The coding region runs from base 13 to 1284 and encodes 423 amino acids.
CGGCGGGCCACCAUGCCGCGCUCGUUUCUGGUCAAGAGCAAGAAGGCUCACAGCUACCACCAGCCGCGCUCCCCGGGACCGGACUACGCUCUCCCCUGGGAGGAUGUCCCCGCGCCCCGCGGAGCAGGUGCGAAGCGCGCGCGCGGACCGGGCGGGGCAGCUCCCGGGGACGAGAAGUCGGAUCCCGGGGACCGGCUGUCCCCCGAGUCUCAGCUCACCGAGGCCCCAGACAGAGCCUCCACAUCUCCGGACAGCUACGAAGGCAGCGUCUGUGACCGGAGCUCCGAGUUCGAGGACUUCUGGAGGCCUCCUUCGCCCUCCGCGUCACCGGCCUCGGAGAAGUCGCUGUGCCAGUCGCUGGACGAAGCCCAGCCCUUCCCAUUGCCUUUCAAGCCGUACGCGUGGAGCGGCCUGGCGGGGCUGGUACAGAGCUACCGGCCGUGCGCGGCCCUGGAGCGCAGCCUGUUCUGCGAGCGCAGCCCGGAGCCCGGUCACCCCGCCGCGCUGUACGGCCCCGAGCGGGCCACGGGCGGUGCGGGCGCGGGGGCCCCGGGGAGCUGCGGCGCGGGAGCGGGCGCCGCCGGUGGCCCGGGCUUGGGGCUCUACGGUGACCUGGGGCCCGCGGCGGCGGCCGGGCUGUACGAGCGGCCCACGGCGGCGGCGGCGGCGGGCCGGCUGUACCCCGAGCGCGGCCGCGAACUCCACGCCGACCAGGGCGCAGGGGUCAAGGUGGAGUCGGAGCUGCUGUGCGCGCGCCUGCUGCUGGGCGGAGGCUCCUACAAGUGCAUCAAGUGCAGCAAGGUGUUCUCCACGCCGCACGGGCUCGAGGUGCACGUGCGCCGCUCGCACAGCGGCACGAGGCCGUUCGCCUGCGAGCUGUGCGGCAAGACCUUCGGGCACGCCGUGAGCCUGGAGCAGCACAAGGCCGUGCACUCGCAGGAACGCAGUUUUGACUGUAAGAUCUGUGGCAAGAGCUUCAAGAGGUCAUCCACACUGUCCACUCACCUGCUCAUCCACUCAGACACCCGGCCCUACCCCUGUCAGUACUGCGGCAAGAGGUUCCACCAGAAGUCAGAUAUGAAGAAACACACCUUCAUCCACACCGGCGAGAAGCCCCACAAAUGCCAGGUGUGUGGCAAGGCAUUCAGUCAGAGCUCCAACCUCAUCACCCACAGCCGCAAGCACACGGGGUUCAAGCCUUUCGGCUGCGACCUGUGUGGGAAGGGCUUCCAAAGGAAGGUGGAUCUCCGGAGGCACCGGGAGACGCAGCACGGACUCAAAUGAGCAUCCUGGCUGGGCUGCGCGCA